AUGCGGAACUGGAGGAUGGACUACUGUCAUGAAAAUCGAUGGUACACAGGUACUCUUCUUUAAAGUUGUACUUUUUCAUUGCGGGCGACAAGAAGAAUCCGUAAUCCUAAUAUCUAGGUUAUUAAUACGCAUGCGUCGCAUGUAUGAAGCCAGCAUCCGUUUGGACUUUCAGUAAGAAUGAAUGGAAUCCAAUUUGAUCACGCGUGUUUAGACCUUCCACACACUCGUAAUCUGAUCACGCGUGUUUUGACCAUGUGUCACGCGAAACUUAUGCAAAGCACAGCCCUAGAGCGAAAGCGUUUUGACCUUCGAUCGUUGUCGCCAGCACGCCGUAACCUUUGGUUAUUACUAUAUACUACGCUUGCGUCGCAUGUAGUUAGCCAGCAUUCGUUUGGAAUUCCACUAAGAAUGUAUGGAAUGCCGUUUCCGAUUUUAACUCCCUCAGUCAGACGAUCAGAGACUCAAGGAAUGUAAAUAGUUUUAAACGUAAUGUUUUUAAGUUUUUAAUCCCGGGAGGAGGGGUACUCCCAUACAUUACCUAUACGGGUAUGUGCCGCCCAACGGGGUCGUGAUUUUGAAGCUCCUGAUUUAGAAUGGGGUAUCCAUUUCAGAGGCGUUUUCUAGAACGGGGUAUAAUAUUUCGAACGCACGAAAGCUCCAGUUUUGUAAGCAGCCAUUUGAAAUUAGUCAAGGACAGAUUGCUUUUAAAAAUACGGUUCAAUGCGUUAACAAGUAAACUGUUGUACUCCUUGCACCCUAGAACGAAGUAUAAAAAAUUGGCCCAUUUCUAGAACGGGUAUCAGUUUUGGGGCGAAUUCUAGAACGGGGUAUCAAUUUUAGGGGAAUUUUUUUUUAGAACGGGGUGCCAAUUUGGAGUCCCAGGCGGCACAUACCCACCCAAAAAAUACCCAAGUGCCCCCCCGGUUUUUAAUAUAGCUACUUACGUUUAAUUUUUACUUAUACUUAUUUUUAAUUUUUUAUGCAUUUUUUGUAUCUUUUUAAUCCCUUUGUAAUUUUAUAGCUUUUUUUGUUUUUAUAAUAUAUAUCUAGUUUUGAGGUCCUUUUUGAAAACCAUAUCUUUUAUGAAAAAGUUUCCUCAAUAAAGAUGAUUAUUAAUAUAAUGCACAGAACUCAAUUUAAUCACGCUCGUUUGGAACUUUCAUCACUCGUAAUCUGAUCACGCGUGUUUUUGAAUAUCGGUUAUAUGAAACUUACGCAAAGCACAGCGCUGGAGCAAAAGCGUUUUGACCUUCGAUUGUUGUGGCCCGUACUCCGUAACCUUUGGCUAACACUAGUUGCUAGAGCCGGAGAAUCUAUAUUAAUUACAGAAAAGCAAUUUUUUUACCCUUUAAUUUCAGCAAACCUUCCACUACAGUGCAAGUUAUUGGAGCACCCAUGCAUCCAAAUAUACCCACAAAAUGGGACGACAGGAUUCGACGACAAGGAAACCAAGUUGGAAACCUACCAUAAAACGAGUUUCACUAAGAUCUGUCUCGGCAUGAAGGUAGAGAGCCAGACCAGAUUUAUCGUCAUUGAGCUCGAGGAGAAGGCCAAUUCGCUGUACGAAUUGAUUGCUGACGAGAUAUACCGACCAACCUACCUGGGACGCGCCAAAUGGAAGAAUCUGGUUGGACCUCAAGCUUCUCUGCAGAACAACUGUGAAAGAGAAGGAUUCAACGCCAAAGGAGACAAGCGUUUUUUUUACCUUUCUAGAGCAAGAAUUGGGAUUAUUGGAAACCGGCAAAAAAACUGCGACAGCCCUGACUCCAGAAUCGGCUUUGGUACUGGAGGGGAAGGAGUACUACCGAGCGUGUGCAGAGAAAACACGUGUGGAAAUGAGGCAAGUAGAUUGUCGUCAGAUAACGGAAAGACGUCCAUCAAGGCCAUGGGGUACAUCUUAGUUCAAUGA
Molecule: messenger RNA, 1909 nt
Organism: Porites evermanni
Lineage: Eukaryota; Metazoa; Cnidaria; Anthozoa; Scleractinia; Poritidae
Source: the annotation of a GenBank genome assembly